AUAUAUAUUUUUUUCUUAAACACAUAUUAUUAAUUGCUUACAUUACUUAUAUAUCUAACCUAGCUUAGUAUUAUUUACGCUAUAUAUAUUAUUCCUAUUUUAAUUUUAUCAUUAUACUUAUUAUUAUUAUUAUUGAGACUGCUCACAAUAAUCCUUUGCGCUUGUUGACAGAAUUUGUUUUGAUAAUUUAAUUUUUUUUAAGAAUUUUACCCAAGCUUAAGUUGGAAAAGAUGGUGUAGAUUCCGUGGGACGACAUUAGUGGACUCAAAGGAAUAAAGUACCUUUUAUUUUGGUUUAUUUAAAAAAUCAAAUUUUUACGAGGUGUGUCUUACGUGCUGCAUGUCCAGAGUUACGUCAAAGUAUUAUAAAUCUCAGUUGUGAUUUUUGAAAUAGCCUAUUUUUGAGUGUUUUAUUUCUAACCUCCAAAUUUUUAGAGCACGUUUUUCUUUUCCCUUGGCCAGCAUGCCUAAAUGCUACGUGUGUAGAGCCAAGCCUGGUUCGAUAAAGGUUAUUGAUGAUGCUAAGCAGUGUAAAGGGUGCGGGCAAUAUUACCAUGCGUCAUGUGCAGAUAGAGCUGCAGUAAAUGUGCAAGGUGCAUAUGUACCUUGCUGUGGAAAUGGUAAUAAUACUGGCAAGGUAGUGUCGCAAAAGCUUAAUGCGAGUACUUCUGGUAACAGUACUUCUGGUAACAGUACUUCUGUUACCAGAAAACAAGCGAUGAAAGUUAAGGCAACGCCUGCAGAUACUGGCAUUGGAGCAGAUGAAGAAGAUGUGGAGAGUUUGGAUCCUAGCAUUAAAAAACUCUGGGGCUUAAUAAGAGAUAAGUUUAAUCCUUUGGAGAGCAAAGUUGAUGGAUUUUCUGAAUCUAUUGAGUUGGUGAAUGAUAAAAUUGAUGUGAUUGAGAUCCGAAUUGAUAACAUCGAAGAGUCUGUGUCUAAAAUAGACAGUAGUGCCUUAUUCAAUGAGGUUAAUGAGAGAUUCAAGAGAGAGAAGAAUUUUAUCAUAUUUAAUAUGUCUGAUUCCAUAAAUGCGGUGAAAGAAGAUCUAAGCGUAGUACAGAAUCUGUUCAAUCAGUUUGAUGAUGAACUACCUUUCUCACUUAGUGAUAUAAAAGUGGUAAGGUUAGGAAUAAGGCAAGAAUUGGUGAUAGGAAACUUGUUAUUAAGAGUGAUAUGACUAAGGCUCAGUUAGAUGAGUUACAAAAAGUCAAGGAUGAGUUGAAGAUUAGAUCUGAGUCUGAAG
Molecule: messenger RNA, 1242 nt
Organism: Cephus cinctus (wheat stem sawfly)
Lineage: Eukaryota; Metazoa; Arthropoda; Insecta; Hymenoptera; Cephidae
Exons: 2
Coding region: 463-1176 (237 amino acids)
Source: RefSeq, a predicted model, not a curated record